AUGCCCUUGCGCCCAAUUGUGAGCAGUGUAGGAUCAAUUAUGUACAACAGUGCCAAAUACCUUGCAAAAGUUAUGUCACCACUUGUGGGGAAAACUAACCAUCACAUUAAGAAUUCAAAACAUUUUGCAGGGAUAAAAGACAAAACGGUGAAUGAGGAUGAGAUCUUCGUGUCAAAUGAUGUAAGUGCGUUAUUUACAAGUGUACCCGUGGGCAAGACAUUGACGGUCAUUAAAGACAAACUCUCUACAGACACCACCCUUUCUCAAAGAACACCGCUAUCAGCAGAUCGGGUAACUAGACUGUUAGAACUUUGCCUAAAAUGCACCUAUUUUGUGUACGAUGGACAAUACUACCUCCAGAUUCACGGAGCUGCCAUGGGAUCGCCGGUAUCCCCCAUAGUAUGCAACCUAUACACGGAACAUUUUGAGUCGUUGGCACUUUCAACAGCACCCACCCUCCGGGUUGGUGGUUCCGUUUUGUGGACGACACUCAUACCAAGCAAGCAGCUGAGGCAGUAUGUUAAUGAAUUUACAGAUCACAUCAACAGUAUUGACCCGGAUAUUAAGUUCACCAUAGAGAAGGAAGACAACGGGACUUUGGCAUUUUUAGAUACGAACACUGUAAGACUCAUUGAUGGUCAUUUGAAAACAACAGUAUUUCGGAAACCAACACAUACUGAUCAGUAUCUGGAUUUUAACUCAGCGCACCCAGAAGAACACAAACUUGGAGUUAUAAGAACUUUACACCAAAGGGCGGAAGUGGUGACCUCAGAUCCUACAGAUCUAAAGGCCGAAAUAAAACAUGUGAAUAAAGCCCUAAAUGUGUACAAUUACCCAAGAUGGGCAGUUAACAAAGUUAAGAAACAUCUGUUGAAAAGAAAAGACCAAAGUAGAAGGAAAACAUCGGAUAGAAAAGACUCAAAGGGAAGUGUCACAUGA
Messenger RNA from Mercenaria mercenaria, 939 nucleotides. RefSeq lists its product as uncharacterized. NCBI's taxonomy places the organism in Eukaryota, Metazoa, Mollusca, Bivalvia, Venerida, Veneridae. The record is from RefSeq and is a predicted model, not a curated record. The transcript has a single exon. Bases 1 to 939 code for a protein of 312 amino acids.